Lycium barbarum (goji berry) is the source of this 1521-nucleotide messenger RNA. RefSeq names its product protein DUF642 L-GALACTONO-1,4-LACTONE-RESPONSIVE GENE 2-like. Lineage: Eukaryota; Viridiplantae; Streptophyta; Magnoliopsida; Solanales; Solanaceae. The transcript has 3 exons. The record is from RefSeq and is a predicted model, not a curated record. Gene Ontology annotation, cellular component: cell wall; plasma membrane. Bases 89 to 1192 code for a protein of 367 amino acids.
AAGACACUAGUCCCUUAUUCUUAAACCCUUUUAUAUACCCUCUUCCUUCUUCAUUCUUAUUACAUCUACUAUAUUUCUCUCUGCAAAUAUGGUGGUGAAGGUUUCAGUUUUGCUUCUUUUGUCAUUGUUCUUCACUGUCUCUGCCCUUCGCCCAGCUCCUCCUCUUGAAGGACUACUUCCAAAUGGUAAUUUUGAAGAGCAACCAAAUUCAAAAGAUCUUAAGAAAAAAACAGUGCUCCAAGGCAAAUAUGCUUUGCCCAAAUGGGAAAUCAAUGGCUUAGUGGAGUACAUCUCCGGCGGGCCACAGCCCGGUGGGAUGUACUUCCCAGUUGCCCACGGCGUCCACGCAGUGAGGCUUGGGAAUGAGGCUUCAAUUUCUCAGACAAUUCCAGUAAAGAAAGGCUCUCUAUAUGCACUCACAUUUGGGGCAUCAAGAACUUGUGCCCAAAAUGAGGCGUUGAGGGUGUCAGUGCCUCCUCAAACAGGAGAUCUUCCUUUGCAGACACUUUAUAGUAGCAAUGGCGGUGAUACUUAUGCUUGGGGUUUCUAUGCUACUUCUAAUGUAGUUAAAGUUACCUUUCAUAAUCCUGGAGUUCAAGAGGAUCCAGCUUGUGGACCACUCUUGGAUGCUGUUGCUAUCAAAGAACUUUUCCUGCCUCGCCCUACAAGAGUGAACUUGGUUAAAAAUCCUGGAUUUGAAGAAGGACCUCACCUAUUGAUGAACUCUUCACAUGGAGUCCUCCUCCCUCCCAAACAGGAAGAUUUGACAUCCCCGCUUCCAGGAUGGAUCAUUGAGUCCCUCAAAGCAGUGAAAUUCUUGGAUUCAGCUCAUUUCAAUGUCCCAUUUGGCCGAGCUGCAGUGGAACUUCUUGCAGGGAGAGAAAGUGCACUCGCCCAAAUCAUUAGGAGUGUCCCUAAGAAGGUCUACGCAUUCACAUUCACUGUUGGUGAUGCAAAGAAUGGUUGCCAUGGUGAUAUGAUGGUCGAAGCAUUCGCUGCUCAAGAAACGUUCAAAGUUCCCUUCAAAUCACAAGGAAAAGGAAACUUCAAAACUGUUAGUUUCAAGUUCACAGCUAUUGCAGACAGGACCAGAAUUACUUUCUACAGCUCUUUUUACCAUACAAAGCUCAAUGACUAUGGUGCUCUUUGUGGCCCUGUUGUUGAUGAAGUUAAGGUCACCCCUGUUGCUUAGGCUCUCUAAAUUAGUACUCCAAAGAAGCUUUUGUCAGAGAGUUUUUUGCAAUGGUCAUAUCAUACUCCAAUUAUCAAUAGGACCAUUUUGAGGUAAUUGCUGUAUUUUACUUAUGUGAUUGCUUGAUGCUGCUGUGAGAUUUUUGUACUAUUUGCUUUCAAGGAAGUGGGAACUAGUAGAACUUCCUCUCCAUUAUUAUGUGCACUUUGAUCUUGAUUCCUCAAUUUUUAAGUAGUAGUUGGAACAUACAAAGUUGUAUUACAUUUCAAAGAUUCAUGUAAUCUGAAGGAUGAAAUAUAAAUAGAUUACCAAUAUCAUUUCAUUGAUUA